CCGCUCUCUCUGUCUCCACGUUUCUCCUCUCUCUCUCUCUCUCCCCCUCUCUCUCCGCCUUCUCGCUUUGGAUCUCUCCAACACUGAUAGAGAGAGAGAGAGAGAGUCAGAACGAGGAGAGAGAAAGAAGAGAGAGAGAGAGAGAGAAUGGUUGCGUUGAGGGCGGUAGGGUUCGCUGCGGAGCAGGAUAAGGAGUGGAACGGGAUCUCGUGGUGGGAGGAGAUGGACAGCUCGGUGGAGUGGCAGCGGGGGCUCUUCUACGCUCUCUGCGCCUCUUACUCCCUCGUCUCCCUCAUCGCUUUGGUACAACUUAUCCGCAUUCAAUUAAGGGUACCAGAAUAUGGCUGGACAACGCAGAAGCUCUUCCACUUGAUGAAUUUUCUUGUGAAUGGAUUACGGGCAAUUUUGUUUGGGCUUUAUCAUAGUGUGUUCCUUCUGAAGCCGAGAGUUCUCGAGAUGGCACUUCUAGAUUUUCCUGGUUUGUUGUUUUUCUCAACGUACACGUUGCUUGUUCUGUUCUGGGCUGAGAUAUAUCAUCAGGCCAGAAGCCUUCCAAUUGAUAAGCUUAGACCUUCGUACAUGAUAAUCAACGGGGUUGUAUAUGGCAUACAGAUCUGUAUCUGGAUAUAUGCACAAGUCAGCCCGAAGCCAGUUGCUAUGGAAAUUGCUAAGCUAUUUUUGGCAGCGGUCUCGUUCUUUGCUGCUCUUGGGUUCUUGAUUUAUGGAGGAAGGUUGUUUUUUAUGCUGAGGCGCUUCCCAAUUGAAUCUAAAGGCCGUCGAAAAAAGUUGAACGAGGUUGGUUUUGUGACUGGAAUAUGCUGCACAUGUUUCUUAAUAAGGUGCAUUGUGGUCGCUAUUUCUGCGUUUGACAAGGAUGCUGAUGUUGAUGUCUUGGAACAUCCUGUCCUGAACUUUAUCUUCUAUAUGUUGGUAGAGAUUCUUCCAUCUGCUCUUGUGCUUUUCAUCCUUCGGAAGCUUCCUCCAAAACGAGUUUCAGAUCAGUACCACCCUAUAAACUGAAUUAGACGCGCUCAGAGUAAUUAAAAGUGCAAUGAGCUCCGGUAGCGUCGUCAUUGUAAAAUAGCAUCCAAUUCUGGUCACUAAUAGCUGAUGUCUUGUAUUUGGGUAAUGAUUGGUGCUGAAGUGCUUUCUCCUUUUUCCCCCUGUUUAUUUUAGAAAUAACAUGCACCUGACUGUACGGUUCGCUUAUUAUGCUUGUGAUGUAAUAGACAGUAAAUAAAAAUUACUCAUGAGUAGAGGUUCAAUCGGUUCUUGCAAA
Molecule: messenger RNA, 1279 nt
Organism: Asparagus officinalis (garden asparagus)
Lineage: Eukaryota; Viridiplantae; Streptophyta; Magnoliopsida; Asparagales; Asparagaceae
Product: tobamovirus multiplication protein 1-like
Exons: 12
Coding region: 148-1020 (290 amino acids)
Source: RefSeq, a predicted model, not a curated record